AUGAAUCAUUUCGAGAUUGGUUGAGGAAUAUCGCGAUUUCAUUCGAUCAGGACCGUUGGCACUGCCUCUUGAUAUAGUUACCACCAUAUGCAACGAUCUAUCUUGUCGUUGGGUUGGGCUUGAUCUUAGCUAUUCAGAUCCAACCGUUUCCCGUCCCGCGCGAACGUCUAAUUUGGGAAGCAGGAGGGGUUCUGUGCAUUGUACUCGAGUUUACUCGUACUGAAAAGUACAGGGACCGACCUCCACAACCCUGGACUAGGUCCACUGGAGCUCCCGUCUACAGGAGUACGAGUACAUCUGACAACGAGCGCCCUCUGGCCUCUAUCAUGUUCCUUUCAAUUCCAAUUCUCUAGUGUAUAUUCCUAUUACUAAAUAAUACGCACUAUCUUUAAUCCAACCACCAAGUCUCACUCUCUCGUAUCAUCGCAAGAUAAUGCAAGCCGAUCAUCAAAAGCCCUGAGGUGCCUCCUAAUUCUAACUCCCUCGAGACCGCUGUAACAAGUAGGCGGCGGCGGCACAUGCGAAGCUGAAUUGCAGGUGUCUUACAAAGUUUCAAUUUUACCCAAUCGAUAGGCUCGAUUGCAGGACCAUAACGAGAAUACCGUGCUGUCACCGAACUCAAACCCAAACUCGCGAUCAUGUCAUCAUCCUCCAAUACCCCACCUGAAGAUUACUUCAACGACCUCUCGCUACCCACAGGGAACAAUGGGCAGCAGAAGAACAGGAGAAGCACAGGCAAUGGACACGCGACUGGAAAUGGAAAUGGAGGAGACUCUGAAGUGCCAAAACCGAAGAGAAUAGCUUGCAUUAUCUGCAGAAAGAGGAAGCUGAAAUGCGAUGGGGCCAGACCUAGCUGCUCGACUUGUACAAGACUGGGACAUAGCUGUGCUUAUGAUGAAGUUAGGAAAAAGUCAGGACCAAAAAGGGGAUAUGUAAAGGCGUUAGAAGAGAGACUUAGUGAGCCAGAUCAAUUCGCUCUGUACCAAAUAUAUGGCUUGGAAAUAGAGCUGACCACCAGUUUCUUUCCACAGAACAGGUUGAAACUUUACUGAAAACCCAGGAACCCAUUGCAAAUCCCCCAAAAGAAGUUGCGCCGGGAAGCUUCACGACAAGCAAUGCUAGUGGAACUACCCCUCGUACCGUUUCCGCCCCAGAUUUCGGUAUUGCCAAUGGACCCAUAAACCUUGUUGGUGGAGUUGGUACAGAACGAUGGGGAUUUGUUGGAGACUCGCCUGUACAACCACCACCAAUGGAUGAUCUUAAUUUCGGUGGUGAUAUGAGUAUGGCAAUGGGUAUUGACGACAGUACGUUUACCUGGGAAAUGAUUGGACUGGGUCUAGAAGAACCACUACCCCCACAAGAUACAAUAGAUGAAUUGUGAGUACUGGUAAGCUUUUGUCUAUUGAUACAACAGAGCUGACCACCUAGGCAUACCAUAUAUUUCGAUAAGAUUCACCCUUCGCUACCGAUGAUUCACAAAUACAGAUAUCUUGCUGCCAUGAACUUGUAAGCUCCAAAACUACUUCUGUCGAUCCUUUUUUAUAUCCCAGAUACUCGGAUCCUACCAUCCACAAUCUCAUCGAUUUCUUGCCAUGCAGUCUCAUUUCGAACUUUGACAUAUCCAUCAAACAAUAUCAAAUUGCUAUAACUACUGUACUAGCGACCCUUUGCCAAAGGCUUUUACUGAUAAAAAGAUCAGAGCUCCUAAUCAACGACCACCCGUUGCCUUACGAUAUAUAAUGUGGGCAGCUGCUGCCUCGGUAGUCGAAAAAUAUUUUGAUUUGAAAGAUCACUUCUACCAACGUGCUCGCAAAUACGUGGAGAUGGACUCAUUAAAGGGUCAUGGAGAACAUAUGAUUUCGAUCGCCAAUGCCCAGACACAUGUUCUUUUGGCCUCUUAUGAGUUCAAAAUGAUGUACUUUCCACGAGCAUGGGUUAGUACAGGAACAGCAAUUCGGUUGUGUCAAAUGUAAAUGCCCAUCUCAAUAACCCUUUGAGCGGGACAAUUCUUACCAUUUUUAGGAUGGGUCUACAUAGACUUGAUGGUGAUGGUUUAGACGUCAAACAAUGUCUCCCUCCACCUCGUGACUUUACCGAGCGCGAAGAAAGACGGAGGACGUUCUGGAUGGCAUUCUGUGAAGACCGAUAUGCAAGUAUUGGUACGGGAUGGCCGAUGACCAUUGACGAAAAAGAUAUUUUGUCCGACCUUCCUUCUUCCGAGGAGGCUUUCGAGAUGAGUAAGAUAGAAACAACACAAUCCUUAGCAGAUGCUCUUGAUCCUAGCGGAGCUUGCAAGCUUUCACCAUUCGCUGGCGUUGUCCUUAUGGCUUGUCUUUUCGGUAGGAAUCUGAUACAUCUACAUCGCCCAGACGAAGAUGACCGAGAUCAUGACUUGAAUGGCGAGUUUUGGAAACGGCAUAGGCAGAUGGAUAACAUACUUCUUAACACUACCCUCUCUUUACCGUCACAUCUGAAAUUACCAAACGGCUUGUCCAAUCCUAAUAUUGUGUUUACAAAUAUGAACAUUCACACUUCAACGAUUUGUUUGCAUCAAGCAGCAAUUUACAAAGCGGACAAGAAUCGCCUGCCUCCUUCUAUCAGUCAAGAAAGUAAGGUGCGAUGUAUUUCUGCGGCCAAUGAAAUUGCGAGUAUCAUGCGGAUGGUAUCGCAUAUGGAUUUAUCAUCUGUGAGUUCCCAACCCUGCAUUUAUCGUGUUGAUAUCAAGCUAAUCAAACUCAGAUGAAUCCUUUUAUAUCUUUCUGUCUGUACGUUGCGGCACGUGUGUUUGUACAAUACCUCAAAAGUCGACCAAACGAUAGCCAAACCGGGGACUCUUUGAGAUUUUUGCUUUCCGCUAUGAAUGCUUUGAAACGAAAGAAUCCUUUGACGGAAUCGUUUCUUGUGCAGUUAGACGUUGAUCUAGAGGGGUUGGGUAUGAGGAAUAUCAAGUCUAAGAACUCGUUCACUUAUACCGAUGACAAUGUAAAUCCUCACCCCUCUCCAUUUACCUCAUCAUACACUAAUCAUGCAAUGAUACAGGCCCCAGCUGCGACCGGCAAAGCCUUCGAUUUCUGUAAUACACGAACAGAAGGAUGUAUCCUCAUGAAACUGAGCCAGGACCUAAAUCUAGAUACCACCAGUCCUGUCAGGGCAACAGCCCGCAUCCCCUCAACCACCUCCUUCACACGAGAACAAGAGCCCCUCGAAACCACCCUCCAAGAUUUCAACAUGACAACUCCCUAUGAUCAUAGCGGCUUCCCACAUCCCACCACCUUCCCCAACAACGAGAACAACAAAAACGCCAAUUCCCCCGACACCGGAACAACAGGCGCAUCCUCCAACCGACCCACUCCCUCCUCCUCCACCCCCUCUGACUCACGCUCCAACCUCCAACCCCGAUCCGUGACCUCGGGACCUGCUUCCCACGAAACGAGUCCGGAGGUCUCGCAUGAUGACUCCUUGCUUUCUAACGGUGAGACAGCGGGGUUCUAUGGUACGGGCUUGGGGCCUGAUCCUCAGGGUUUCUCUCCUACUAAUGGUGGCUGGGGGAUUCAUGCGCAGAGUGAGGGGUUGACGCCCGUUGGGGAGGGGGUUUUUAGGCAGUUGAUGGGGAUGGGGACUAUUGGGGGGAUGGAUGAGAUGUUAGUAUUGUACCUCUUCUCCUUCCUUUCCUUUCCUUCCAAAUUCUUCAAAGAGAGGCUUUGAUUGUGCAGGGUGUGACUGACUAAUGAUGUAUAGGGAUCUUGGAUGGGAAGGUGGGUCGUGAGGGUUUGUGAUGGAGGGGUUGGGUUUCGGUUUUGAUGAUACCUACAUACGUAAGGGCUUUGCGGAAUCUGUUUAUUCGUUGUGGUGUAGGUUAAUAGUUUUUUUUUUGUUUUGGAUUGGGUGGGGGUUCUUUGUAUCACCUUAUUUUUUUUCUUUCUUUGGGGGGCUUUUGGGGAGUUUAGGGAUUUACGGAUCUUGUCUUAUCUUAUCUUAUCUUGUAUGAAUAUAGCGAGUUAGCGAGCGAGCGAUGGUGAUGGUGAUGGAUACCUUUCUUUGGAUUCUGGGGGGAAGUGGGGGUGUAUAUUUCUACUCUCUAUUUUUUCUAUAUAUGUUUUUGGGGAGUUGUGUGAGAGACAGAGACGUACGACUGGGUGGGUGGACGGGCGGGAUAACAGAUACCGAACGGGCAUGAUGGGUAGAAGGGUAGGGAAUAGGAAUAUGAUACCAAUUUUUG
Molecule: messenger RNA, 4219 nt
Organism: Hymenoscyphus albidus
Lineage: Eukaryota; Fungi; Ascomycota; Leotiomycetes; Helotiales; Helotiaceae
Source: the annotation of a GenBank genome assembly